Molecule: messenger RNA, 1263 nt
Organism: Eutrema salsugineum
Lineage: Eukaryota; Viridiplantae; Streptophyta; Magnoliopsida; Brassicales; Brassicaceae
Product: IAA-amino acid hydrolase ILR1-like 3
Exons: 5
Coding region: 230-1189 (319 amino acids)
Biological process (GO): auxin metabolic process
Cellular component (GO): endoplasmic reticulum
Molecular function (GO): IAA-Ala conjugate hydrolase activity
Source: RefSeq, a predicted model, not a curated record
UCCGCGUCAAUUGCUAAACGAAGCUCAGGGUGAUAAAGACUGGUUGGUCUCAGUGAGAAGACGAAUCCAUGAGAACCCAGAACUCCUUUACGAGUUACACGAGACUAGUGCCCUGAUUCGUCGCGAGCUUGACGAGUUAAGUGUUUCCUACUCUUUCCCGGUAGCGAAAACCGGGAUUGUAGCUCAAAUCGGGUCGGGUUCUCCUCCGUUUGUUGCUCUCCGGGCCGACAUGGACGCUCUCGCCUUGCAAGAACUGGUUGAGUGGGAUCAUAAGAGCAAAAUCGACGGCAAAAUGCAUGCUUGUGGGCAUGAUUCACAUACCACUAUGCUUCUCGGAGCUGCCAAAUUGCUUAGCAAACGCAAACAUGAGCUCAAUGGAACAGUGAGGCUUCUUUUCCAACCAGCAGAAGAAGGUGGUGCUGGGGCUUUACAGAUGAUAAAAGAAGGUGCUUUGGGUGAAUCUGAAGCAAUAUUUGGGAUGCAUGUUCAUCUUAGCUUACCUACAGGGGAAUUAUCAACAAUCUCGGGUCCUGCUAUGGCAGCCACCAGCGUCUUCAGUGUAAGAAUUAGUGGAAAAUUAUCGGGUUCUUGCGUUGAUCCAGUGUUGGCUGCAUCGUCUACCAUCUUAGCAUUGCAACAUAUAAUCUCCAGAGAAACAGAUCCUCUCUUAAGCUACGUGCUGUCUGUUACAUUUAUGAAAAGCGGAAGCGGAGCUUCUGAGCUUGAUGUGAUUCCACCGUAUGUAGAAUUUGGAGGAACUUUGAGGAGUCUUACAACCGAUGGCAUGAACUGGUUACGACACAGGUUCAAAGAGGUGGUUGAAGGAGAAGCUGAAGUACAUAGAUGCAACGCGGAUAUAGACAUGCAUGAAGAAGAUCAUCCAAUGUAUCCAGCAACUGUGAACGAUCCCAAGCUACAUGAACAUGCUGAGAAGGUUUUGAAGCUCUUGGUUGGAGCGGAGAAGGUGAAACCGGGUAAGAAGGUAAUGGCCGGUGAGGAUUUUGCCUUCUAUCAACAAAGAAUACCCGGUUACUUGUUAGGACUCGGUAUCAAGAACGAAGAGAUCGGUUCUGUGCAUUCGGUUCAUUCUCCUUAUUUCUUCCUUGACGAGAAUGUUCUUCCCAUUGGAUCAGCAUUGUUUGCUGCAUUAGCCGAGAUGUAUUUACAAGACCAUCAGAAAUCAAACUAAGUUUGGAUAUUGAGGAAUAAAAAAAGACAAAGCUUAGAUUUUAAAUCUCUUAGAGCAUCUUUAACGCGGUUUUU